Plasmopara halstedii is the source of this 279-nucleotide messenger RNA. RefSeq lists its product as uncharacterized. Lineage: Eukaryota; Oomycota; Peronosporomycetes; Peronosporales; Peronosporaceae. The record is from RefSeq and is a predicted model, not a curated record. The transcript has 2 exons. The coding region runs from base 1 to 279 and encodes 92 amino acids.
AUGAGCCCAAGCUCGAUGGACAAGGUCGGUAAAUUUGAUGGUACUGGUUACCAAAUGUGGGCAUACAAAAUGCGUAUUUCCUCACCGCAAAAGGUUUGUGGAGCGAUCGAUUCAAUUGUUCUGUAUUAUGCAGUCCGCAAACAUUUAUCGUUACCACUUCAAAAGACAUUCAAAGAUCAAAGUAGAAUAUAUCUUCACGUGAAAAACAUGGACAAUGGAUUCUGCAGUCCUUUCGAAGCCUCUCGUGCCCUCGUAAGCGACGUUAUCAUUGUUAUUUAA